This is a messenger RNA of Lycium ferocissimum, 1359 nucleotides long. RefSeq lists its product as uncharacterized. Lineage: Eukaryota; Viridiplantae; Streptophyta; Magnoliopsida; Solanales; Solanaceae. Bases 138 to 1139 code for a protein of 333 amino acids. The transcript is spliced from 4 exons. The record is from RefSeq and is a predicted model, not a curated record.
AAUAAACAAUUAAAUAUGAUGGGAAAGAGUAGUAUAAAAUGUAGAUUCAUAAUCAAAUCUUACUACCCAAUUAGAGCAAUUGAUCACUACAAUCAUAUCCAAUACUAACUCUAAUUACUUACUUGUUGUCUUCAACAAUGAUCAAGAAAGCUGCUGUGGCCUCAUUUCUGGUGCUUUUAGCCUUAGUUUUUCAAGCUAUUUUCCCCCCUCCUCCCAAAAUUUGUAGCUUUUCAGGUGAUCCAUCCCUCACCUCAAGAAUCAAACUUAAGGAUGGAAGAAAUUUGGUGUACAAAGAGUAUGGGGUGCCCAAAAAAUUGGCCAACUAUAAAGUUGUAUAUAUUCAUAGCUUUCGUACAAGCAAAUUCGAUGCUGCCCUUAUAACUUCGAAAGCAGUUGAAGAAUUAGGGGUAUAUGUGGUGUCUUUUGAUAGACCAGGGUAUGGAAAAAGUGAUCCUCAUCCAAAGAGAACUUUUAAAAGUUUAGCUCUUGAUGUAGCAGAGCUUGCUGACCAAUUGGAACUUGGAACUAAAUUCUAUGUUAUGGGAUUAUCCUUGGGUGGUCAGCUUGUUUGGGGUUGCCUUAAGUACAUACCUGAACGCUUAGCAGGAGCUGCACUAUUGGCUCCAGUAGUAAAUUUCUGGUGGCCUGGAUUUCCAGCAAACUUGACUAAACAAGCCUUUGAUGAGCAGUUACUUAGAGACCAAUGGGCUUAUCGAGUUAUACAUUAUGCUCCAUGGCUUGUGUACUGGUGGAAUACUCAACAAUGGUUUCCUGGAUUUAGUGUUAUAACUGGGGAACACAAAUUGUCUCAACAAGAUCUCCAAAUUGCAUCCUCACUUGAUGAGAUGCAACUUCAAGAGUUUGAGUCACUCCAUCGAGACCUGAUUGCAACUGGUUUUGGUAAAGUCAAAUUCGAUCCUAUGGAUUUGAAGAAUCCUUUUCCUAACAAUGAAGGCUCUGUACAUUUGUGGCAUGGUGUUGAAGAUGGCAUUGUCUCUGUUAAACUCCAACGCUUCAUCGCGCAAAAACUUCCAUGGAUAAAGUAUCAUGAGCUACCAGAUGCUGGACAUAUGUUUCCUUAUGGUGAUGAUAGUAUAAAAGAUGCUAUAUGGAAGACCCUUUUAUCUGGAAAAAUUUAACUGAUUUUUACAAAAGUGGAAGUAAUUGUAUGGUCUUUCAAAGCCUUAGUUUUCAACUUGGAUGCUUAAAGGCAAAAAGAUUGGAAUGUUCAAAAUAAAGUAAGCCUCUGAGUAGUCUAGCUAAGAUUGCCUAAAUGCUCAUGCUGAGCAUGAGAAGUGGAGUUAUCUUUAUGUGGUGUUCAGCUUGAAUAAUGAUAUAUAUACUCCUUUUGUUUCAAGU